UGUAAUAAAUAUGUACAAAACAGAUGAAUUAAGCCAAUUUUUUCAGAGUUCGAAAAUGGCGGCGCCUGGACGGUCGAGAAAAAAAUCCGCGAAACCAUUUUUUGCCGGAUUAAUUUCAGGAGUGAACAGUUACAGUGAUCUGAAGAAACUUUUCCUAGAUCCUGAAUAUGCUUAUCUAGCUGCUGGCGUUCUCAUCAUCAUAGAGAUUGUAAUAAAUAUAAUUGUUAUAAAUAAAGUGAAGUAUACUGAGAUUGACUGGAUAGCUUACAUGCAGGAGGUUGAGGGAGUAAAAAAUGGAACUUAUGAUUAUUCACAAUUAAAGGGAGAUACAGGUCCCCUGGUGUAUCCGGGGGGUUUUGUGUGGAUUUAUAUGAUUUUAUAUUUUAUAACUUCUCAGGGGAAGAAUGUACUGCUAGCCCAGUACAUAUUUUGUGUACUGUACGUAGUUAAUCUGGCUCUCAUAUUCAGAAUUUUAGUGAAGACUAGGAAGAUUCCUCCGUACUUGUACGUUAUUAUGUCCCUUACAUCUUACAGAAUUCAUUCUGUGUUUGUACUCCGCUUGUUUAACGACCCUGUAGCAGUUCUGUUGGUAUACGCUGCUGUUAAUCUUUUCCUGGACAACCAUUGGACACUUGGAAGCCUGAUGUACAGUUUAGCAGUAUCAGUUAAAAUGAAUAUUCUGCUGUACAGUCCAGCUCUGUUGAUUGCGUACAUAACAGUUCUUGGAUAUAAACAAACAUUUUUCCAGUUGAGUGUGUGUGCUGGAUUCCAAGUUCUGGUUGGGUUACCCUUCCUCCUCCACCAUCCCCUCAACUACAUCAUUGGGGCAUUCAACCUUGGCAGGGUAUUCAUGUACAAGUGGACUGUUAACUUCAGGUUUUUGCCUGAAGAAGUUUUUGUGAAUCGAUAUUUUCAUAUAUCUCUUCUUCUUCUCCACAUCGUCGUUCUUGCCGCAGCUGCCAGAUAUAUGUGGAGAUUUCUGAGUUCUUAUUCAAAACUGAGAACGAUGAAUAUACCAGCUGUCGCUCAGUUGUUGGUUCUCCCUUUCUUUCUCUCCAACUUCAUUGGUGUCAUGUUCGCUAGAUCUCUUCACUACCAGUUCUAUGUCUGGUACUACCACACCCUACCCUACCUGGCGUGGUGCUCAGGGUACCGUGUGAUGACCCGUCUCUUAAUCCUGGGUGUAGUGGAGAUGUGUUGGAACAUUUAUCCGAGCACAGUUUACUCAAGCUUAGGGCUUCACUGCUGCCACCUGGUUCUAUUCUACGGAGUUCUCAAGAAUAUGAUCAAACAAUGCAACUCAAGCAUUCUUACUGUCAAGGAUAGAGGGGAGUAGAAUACUAUGGAUAAUGGAUAUACGCGACAAGGAAUAUCUCUGCGCUCGUAACCUUAAAACAGAUCAAAUCAAAAAUGUUCAGUUUCCUGUUAUUAUGAAGCUAAUUUUACAUAAUUGUCUAACUGUGUUGUUUAGCUAGGAAUUUAAUAUAUUGUGUGAAACAUA
Messenger RNA from Eurytemora carolleeae, 1501 nucleotides. It is a transcript of the gene Alg3, whose product is annotated as lethal(2)neighbour of tid protein. The record is from RefSeq and is a predicted model, not a curated record. Lineage: Eukaryota; Metazoa; Arthropoda; Copepoda; Calanoida; Temoridae. The coding region runs from base 11 to 1336 and encodes 441 amino acids. Gene Ontology annotation, cellular component: endoplasmic reticulum. The transcript has 14 exons. Gene Ontology annotation, molecular function: dol-P-Man:Man(5)GlcNAc(2)-PP-Dol alpha-1,3-mannosyltransferase activity.